Molecule: messenger RNA, 2057 nt
Organism: Cucumis melo (muskmelon)
Lineage: Eukaryota; Viridiplantae; Streptophyta; Magnoliopsida; Cucurbitales; Cucurbitaceae
Exons: 3
Coding region: 11-766 (251 amino acids)
Source: RefSeq, a predicted model, not a curated record
UGUACUUAUUAUGGAUCGAAGUUUGAUAAAUUUAAGAGCUUCUAGUGAAUAUUUUGAUGGUGUUGCUAACUUUAUCGAAAUUACAACUAAUUAUUUAGACGAAGAGGGAAAAACAAGAUAUCCUUGUUCAAAUUGUGUGAACAUCAAUUGGAAUAUACUAGAUGUCAUAGAAUGUCAUUUUUAUAAAUAUAGUAUGUUCUCAACUUGUAGUCGAUGGAUAUUUCAUAGAGAUACAGUUGAUCUUUCUCCAUUUUUUAAAUCUAAUUCCAGGUUUUUAGGUGUAACAUUUUCCAAUUUAAGUAAAUUUAGAGAAGAGAAUGCAAAUCUUAGAAAAAACAGUGGAUUUGGAGAUACUAUGGAUGAUAAGAUGCUAGAGAUGAUUCAUGAUCUACAUGGUCCAAUGUUUGAAGAAACUAAAAGAGAAUCAACCGAGCAAGAUGAGUCUGAUAGAAUAAGUGAUGCUCGAAAUGUCAAAUUAGCACUUGCUUCUGAUGGGUUUAAUUCAUUUGGAAACAUGAGCACAUCAUACAGCAUAUGGCAAGUUAUACUCAUUCCAUACAACUUGCCUCCUUGGAACUGUAUGAAAGCACCAUUCACUUUUCUAUCUUUACUCAUCCCUGGUUCAAGUUCUCCUAGUAAAGAAAUUAAUAUUUACUUACAACCAUUGAUAGAUGAGGUAAAUGAGUUGUGGGUGGAUGGUAUUCAAACAUAUGAUAGUUUCCGUGCUUCUUUCUUCCAACUCCAUGUUGCACUAUUGUGGAAAUAAAUGAUUUUCCAGCUUAUGGUGAUUUAUCUAGUUGGAGGACAAAAGGUUAUAAAGCAUGCCCGAUUUGCAAUGUUGAUAUAAGCUCAAUGGGACUAAAGAGCAAAAUUUGGCAUAUGGAACAUCGUCGAUAUCUACCUUUAACACAUGCAUUACGUAAAAGUAGGCAGCAUGAUGGAAAAAAAGAAAUGCGAGCAGCUCCGAAUAUUUUAUCUAGACAAGAUAUUAUAAAUCAAAUGAAUUUUAUAAGUUUUCCAAUGUUGACCAAAAAUCCUACAAGACGUGAUAUCAAAUGAAAAAGGACAAUUUGUGAGCACAAUUGGACUAAAAGAAGUUUUUUUUCAAUUUUCCUUACUGAAAAAAUCAUAAACUACAUUAUAAAUUUGAUGUGAUGCAUAUUGAGAAAAAUAUUUGUGAUAACUUGGUGGGUACUAUAUUGAACAUCGAUGGAAAAAAUAUAGCACCAUUAAAGCGCGUGAGGAUCUAGCUAACUUGAAAAUAAGAAAUGAACAUCACAUAUAAGAGACUGGAAAUAGACAUGUAAAGCCUCCAUGCUUCCUACAUGUUAACUACUGCUAAAAAAGUAGACUUUUGUAAGUUCUUGAAGUCUAUGAAGUUUCCAUAUGGUUUUGCAUCCAACAAAUAUCAUUAUGUUAAUUUGAAAGAGGGGAAAAUAUAUAGUUUAAAGAGCCAUGAUUGACAUCUUUUAUUACAAAAACUUCUCCCAAUCGGCAUUUGACCUUAUAUACGUAAGGACAUUUCUACUACUAUAUCGAAGUUGUCAAAUUUCUUCCAUGCUUUAUGUUAAAAAAAAAUUGAGCAUAUCAAAACUAGACAAAAUGCAAGAUGAUAUAGUACUCAUCUUAUGUUAGUUGGAAAAGAUCUUCCCGCCAGCUUUUUUGGCAUGAUGGUCCACUUAGCUGUCCAUUUGCCAAGAGAAGCAAGAAUUGUUGGACCUAUUGGAUAUAGAUGGAUGUAUCCAAUUGAAAGGAGUUUGCGGUAUUUGAAGCAAUAUGUUAGAAACAAAGCUCGAUCUAAGGGUUCAAUUGCAGAAGCUUAUGUCAUAAAUGAAUCCUUGAACUUUUGUUUUAUGUAUUUACGUGGCAUUGAAACAAGGUUUAAUAGAGGGGAUUGAAAUAAUGAUAACAUUGAUGAUGAGGAAAUCAACAAUUAUGGUCUAUCAAUUUUCUUUCAACACAUAAGAUGGUUAGGCGAGGCCCUAUUUUGACAACUAACCCCUGAUGAGUUAGAGAAAUCACAUUGGUAUAUUAUAAACAAUUGUGAUGAAGUGGAA